Messenger RNA from Danio rerio (zebrafish), 2958 nucleotides. Lineage: Eukaryota; Metazoa; Chordata; Actinopteri; Cypriniformes; Danionidae. The record is from RefSeq and is a predicted model, not a curated record.
UCGCCCCAGCCUCUCAUUUUCCCUCAUGAUGGAUCAGGAAAGCAAGGAGGGUUGUGUUUUGCUUAAAGGCUAAUACCUAGUCAGUGAUCUCGUGUUUGUGACUGGAGAGAACGGAGUUGAAAGUCACACAACAAGAUGUUCCAGAUGAGUCAAUACUUCGUUGUCUUUCUCCUGUUUGGAGCCGUGAAUUCACAGGUAAACCCAGCUGUAUGUAGGUAUCCUCUAGGAAUGAAUGGAGGUCAAAUUCAGGAUGAAGAUAUUUCUGCUUCCAGCCAAUGGUCAGAGUCCACCGCCGCUCGAUAUGGCAGAUUGGAUUUUGAUGAUGGAGAUGGUGCGUGGUGUCCGGAUGUCAUGGCUGAAGCGCACAGUCUGAAGGAGUUUCUGCAGAUUGACCUCCGCACUCUGCAUUUUGUCACUUUGGUUGGCACACAGGGACGUCAUGCAGACGGGGUGGGCAAUGAAUUUGCCCAGAGAUACAGGAUUAAAUACAGCCGGGACGGCACUCGAUGGGUCUCCUGGCGGGACCGGCAAGGUCGACAGAUCAUUGAAGGAAACAGUAACGCCUAUGACAUCGUGCUUAAGGACCUGGAGCCUCCUAUUAUUGCUCGUUUUGUGCGCUUCAUGCCUGUGACUGACCCGUCUAUGAUUGUGUGUAUGAGGGUGGAGCUCUACGGCUGUGAAUGGCUCGAUGGCCUUGUGUCCUACAGCGCCCCUGCUGGCCAACAGAUGACUUUCAGAGGCCAGCAGAUCUACUUAAAUGACACCGUGUAUGACGGAGCCGUUAGUUCCAGCAUGGCAGAAGGUCUCGGGCAGCUGACUGACGGCAGCUGGGGUUUGGACGACUUCACUAAAAGUCAGGUGUAUGGAGUCUGGCCUGGCUAUGACUAUGUGGGCUGGACGAAUGCUAGUUUACCUGGUGGCUCGGUGGAGAUGACCUUUGAGUUUGACCGGGUCCGAAACUUCACCUCAAUGAAGGUCCACUGUAACAACAUGUACGCAUGGGGAGUGAAGAUGUUCCGACAGGCCGUGUGUUCCUUCCGUUCGGAUGCAGACUGGGAGCCCAAUCCUGUGUUUUUCAAGCCGAAAGCAGACAGCAUCAGUCCAAGUGCUCGCUUUAUCACUGUUGCUCUUGGCAACCGCAUGGCCAGCGCAAUCAGGUGCCGUUUUGCGUUCAGUGACAUCUGGAUGAUGUUCAGCGAAAUUGCUUUCCAGUCAGAUACAGCAGUGUACAACACCUCUCUUGUACCUCGCAAACGUAACCAAGCUCCAGUGGAUGAUCCCACCCACAAAAUCGAUGACAGCAGUACAAGGAUCCUCAUCGGCUGUUUGGUGGCCAUUAUUGCCAUUCUGUUGGCCAUCAUAAUCAUCAUACUAUGGCGACAGGUCUGGCAGAAGAUGAUUGAGAAGGCCUCUCGGCGUAUGCUGGACGAUGAGCUGGCCGUGCGUCUGUCUGUUCAGAGAGAGGCGUUUGUCCACCGCAGCUCCUCUCUGUCCAGCGACGUCGAAUCCACUUCCACAUACGAGCGCAUUUUCCCAUUGGGAUCUGACUAUCAGGAGCCUUCACAACUUUUACGCAAGCUACCAGAAUUCCAGGCUAUGGAAAACCUUGCGAUGAUCGAUGGUGCUUCUGAACCCUCUCCAGCUCAGGGUACAGAUGAAGCUCCACACUACGCAGAGGCAGACAUCCCUGGAGCUCACAGCUAUCGCGUCACUGUGGUCAACAUGCCUUUAUCUCCUGGAAGAGACGGAGCUCUGGAGGAGUUUCCCAGGGACAGACUGACCUUCAAAGAGAAGCUCGGAGAAGGACAGUUUGGAGAGGUUCAUCUGUGUGAAGCUGAAGGAAUGCAGGAAUUCAUGAAGGACCAUUGUGAUGACAUUUGCGUUGACCCAAUGCUCGUAGCGGUCAAAACCCUGAGAGAGGACGCUGACAAAAAUGCAAGGAACGACUUCAUGAAAGAGAUCAGGAUCAUCUCGCGAUUAAGAGACCCGAACAUCAUUCGCCUGUUGGCGGUGUGUGUUGAGAGCGAUCCGCUGUGCAUGAUCACGGAGUACAUGGAGAACGGAGACCUCAAUCAGUUCCUGUCCCGCCACCAGCUGCAGGAAGACGGAGUUCAGGCUGACUCUACUUCCAUCAGCUACGGAACGCUGAUCAACAUGGCCUCUCAGAUUUCCUCUGGAAUGAAGUAUCUGUCAUCCCUGAAUUUCGUUCACCGUGAUCUCGCCACACGCAACUGUUUAGUCGGCAUGAACAACAUCAUCAAGAUCGCAGACUUUGGCAUGAGCCGAAACCUGUACCGUGGAGAUUACUACCGCAUACAGGGGCGUGCAGUGCUCCCCAUCCGCUGGAUGUCCUGGGAGAGCAUCCUACUGGGUAAAUUCACCAUGGCCAGUGACGUGUGGGCAUUCGGCGUGACCCUGUGGGAGAUUCUAACCCUGUGCAAAGAGCAGCCGUAUGCCCAGUUUACAGACGAACAGGUGAUCGAAAACACCGGAGAGUUUUUCAGGGACCAAAAUAAACAGGUGUAUCUGCUGAGGCCGGCCUGCUGCCCUGAGUCACUGUACAGCCUCAUGCUCAACUGCUGGAGGAGAAACGCCAAAGAAAGACCCACCUUCUUGGAGAUCCACAGCACACUGACAGAGCAACAUGAUUAACUGCACACUCAUGUACAGAACAGCUCUUACACACACACAAACACACACAUUCAGCUCUGCCAGUGCUGUACAGAAAACCCAGAGACACCCUGCUCAUUCUAGUAGCAAUAGCUUUCUUUUUGAGUAUAGAUUAUACUUUUAUUAGUAUAUACCUGUACAGUGCUCAGCAUAUAUAAGUACACCCCUCACAAAUCUUUCUUUUAAAUUCAUAUUUUUAAUAGAAAGCUCUACAUAUAUAUUUGUGCGUAUACUGUACGUUAGAUUAGUCAGUACUGAAACCGAAUCUGGAGCUUAUCUCACAAAAUA